AAACAAACAAGUUCAUUUGAAUAAAAAUCACGUUCAUGGCCGACACCCACUGCUGCUCAGGGUCAUGGGAGGAGGAGCCAAUUCUGAACGUGGGUUUACACGCACUGGGAUCAAACCAGUGACCUUGUUGUGAGGCAACAAUGCGAGCCGCUGGACCACCAUGUGUAACAGGGUCAUCGUGACACGCACACACACUGACACAAAGUGAUGCACAGAGGAGAUGGAGUGAUGCAGGAUGUAUUGAAUCUCCUCCUCCUCUUGUGUCUCCUCCUCCUCCUUCCUUGAUGAUGGUCACCAGAACAAUGCCUGACAGGAAGUAGCUGCUGCUGUUUCCUUUCUCUCACUUUUCUGUUUCUUGUUUGAACAACGAUGGACGUCCACGUCGUCCUUUUACUGCUGAGCUUCAGCUCUUUCAUAACAGUGAGAAGCCACAGAGGGCGCAGAGGAGUUACCGCCCCAGUACCCAACACAGCGCCAGCGCGUGUGGAUGAUGUCAUUGACAUCAUAACUGACAUCAUAACUGACCUUCACACUGGGAGGUCGAUCACAAACCCUGAUCUUUCACCCUCAGUCACCAGAAUGUUCUUCUCAUCCCGUCCACCAGAGGUCACCCAUUACAUGUCAGAGACUCCGUCACUCAGGACUAACACGUUGUUCUCCUCGUCCUCAUCCAUGUCCUCCACAGGUCUAACAUGGAAUUCUGAGGACACCUCAGAAACUCCACCCACACCUCAACCUUCCACUUUUUCCACCAUGGGGACAGAAACUGCACCCACUUCUCAGAAUACAAUCAAAGUAAACUUCAUCUUCUAUCCACAGAGCGUGCUCUCCUCUCCUCCAAUCUCAUAUACUCCACCCACAUCAGUCCCACCCACAUCUGCUCCAACUAUAACCCCAACAGUUGGAAAGAUGACAACCUCAGAACUGAUGGUCCCGCCCACAAGUCCAACGAACACCUCUGUAAACUUACCUGUCGCCACCAAAACUACCACCGCUGCAACUACUGGCACCACUGCAGCCACGACGAUCCAAAGGACUCCACCCACUACUGAGACCAUGACAAUCCAAAGGACACCACCUACUACUGAGACCAUGACGAUCCAAAGGACACCACCUACUACUGAGACCUCAAUGAUCCAAAGGACAUCACCUACUACUGAGACCAUGACGAUCCAAAGGACAUCACCUACUACUGAGACCAUGACGAUCCAAAGGACAUCACCUACUACCGAGACCAUGAUGAUCCAAAGGACACCACCCACUACCGAGACCAUGACGAUCCAAAGGUCACAACCUACUACUGAGACCAUGACGAUCCAAAGGACACCACCUACUACUGAGACCAUGACCUUCCAAAGGACACCACCUACUACUGAGACCUCGACGAUCCAAAGGACUCCACCCACUACUGAGACCAGGAUGAUCCAAAGGACACCACCCACUACUGAGACCAUUACGAUCCAAAGGGCACCACCCACUACUGAGACCAUGAUGAUCAAAAGUACACCACCCACUACUGAGACAGUGACGAUCCAAAGGACACCACCCACUACUGAGACCGCGAUGAUCCAAAGCACACCACCCACUAUUGAGACCGCAACGAUCCAAAGGACACCACCCACUAGUGAGACUGCAACGAUCCAAAGGACACCACCCACUACUGUGAUUGCGGCGAUCCAAUGGACACCACCCACUACUGAGACCUCGACGAUACAAAGGACACCACCCACUACUGAGACCACAACGAUCCAAAGGACACCACCCACUACUUUGAUCACGGCGAUCCAAUGGACACCACCCACUACUGAGACCUCGACGAUCCAAAGGACAUCACCCACUACUGAGACCUCGACGAUCCAAAGGACACCACCCACUACUGAGACCUUGACUAUCCAAAAGACACCACCCACUACUGAGACCAUGACAAUCCAAAGGACACCACCCACUACUGAGACCUCGACGAUCCAAAGAACACCACCCACUACUGAGACCUCGACGAUCCAAAGGACACCGCCCACUACGGAGACCUCGACGAUCCAAAGGACACCACCCACUACUGAGACUGCGACGAUCCAAAGGACACCACCCACUACUGAGACCGCGACGAUCCAAAGGACACCACCCACUACUGAGACAGCCACGAUCCAAAGGACACCACCCAGUACUGAGACCUCAACAAUCCAAAGGACACCACCCAUUACUUUGACCUCAACGAUCCAAAGGACACCACCCAUUACUUUGACCUCAACGAUCCAAAGGACACCACCCACUACUGAGACCAUGAAGAUCCAAAGGACAACACCCACUACUAAGACCACAACGAUCCAAAGGACACCACCCAUUACUGAGACCUCGACGAUCCAAAGGACACCACCCACUACUGAGACCUCGACGGUCCAAAGGACACCACCCACUACUGAGACUGCUACAAUCCAAAGCACACCACCCACUACUGAGACCAUGACGAUCCAAAACACACCACCCACUACUGAGACCAUGACGAUCCAAAGGACACCACCCACUACUCAGACCUUGACGAUCCAAAAGACACCACCCACUGCUGUGAUCGCGAUAAUCCAAAGGACACCACCCAUUACUGAGACCUCGACGAUCCAAAGGACACCACCCACUACUGAGACCUCGACGGUCCAAAGGACACCACCCACUACUGAGACUGCUACAAUCCAAAGCACACCACCCACUACUGAGACCAUGACGAUCCAAAACACACCACCCACUACUGAGACCAUAACGAUCCAAAGGACACCACCCACUAUUGAGACCGCGACGAUCCAAAGGACACCACCCAGUACUGAGACCUCAACAAGCCAAAGGACACCACCCACUAUUUUGACCUCAACGAUCCAAAGGAAACCACCCACUACUGAGACCUCGACGAUCCAAACGACACCUCCCACUCCUGAGACUGCGACAAUCCAAAGGACACCACCCACUACUGAGACUGUGACGAUCCAAAGGACACCACCCAGUACUGAGACCUCAACAAGCCAAAGGACACCACACACUAUUUUGACCUCAACGAUCCAAAGGACACCACCCACUACUGAGACCUUGACGAUCCAAAGGACACCACCCACUACUGAAACCACAAUGGUCCAAAGGACACCACCCACUACUGAGACUGCAACGAUCCAAAGCACACCACCCACUACUGAGACCACGACGGUCCAAAGCACACCACCCACCACUGGGACCUUGACGAUCCAAAGCACACCACCCACUACUGAGACUACGACGGUCCAAAGCACACCACCGACUACUGAGACCUUGACGAUCCAAAGGACACCACCCACUACUGAGACCGCGACGAUCCAAAGCACACCACCUACUACUGAGACCAUGACGAUCCACAGGACACCACCCACUACUGAGACCACAAUGAUCCAAAGGACACCACCCACUACUGAGACCACAACGAUCCAAAGGAGCAGCAUAACUACAUCUGCCCCUGGUCCACCUGCUCCACGCUGCACGGUGAAUGUGACAGGGCUCAGUUUAGGGUCACGUUCAGGGGUGGUGACGGUCACCACCGGUGGUCUGUCAUGUGACUUCAGCCUGAUCGUUGAACACGACACACAGGCUCAGACAGGCGACUGCGACCCAUAUGGAGCCACUUUGAACCACUUCCUGUGUCAAGCUGAAGGUUUGGAACCUGGGACUUUGUACCAGUUCACUGUGGUUUCAAUGAGCGAUGGAGAGAAGAGCAGCAUGCCAGCACACACAGACCCAGUCAGUCCGGCCGGCUUGGAGGUCCAACUGGACCAGCUUCAGUACGAUUCUCCUGGUGUGAGGGUGUCCUGGUCUCGUUCUGCGGGUCAUGUGGACUGGUAUGAUGUGACAUUAGAGGACACUAACUCUGGAUCCACCCAUAGUACCAGAAUCAUGGGCUCAGCAAUGCCCCGUUCUGGGUUCAGCUCCCUGGUCCCUGGUACUCGGUACACACUGAGCGUGGUGGCUACCAGUGGGAACAGGAGCGCCACACCUGUCCUCACCACAGCAGCUACAGCUCCCUCCUCUGUCCGUGGUCUCCAGGUGGCAUCCUUGUCCUCAGACAGCCUUGCGGUGUCCUGGCAGCAGGGGGUGGGCAGAACCGAGCAGAUCAGGGUUCUGCUGACAAAUGUGGACGGUGUUCUGCUGAAGAACGUCACUCUUAAAAAUACAACAAUGUCGACUGAACUGGAUGGUCUGCGGCCAGGGACUCUGUACACUGUCACCGUGGUAACAGAGGCUGUAAGCCUGCAGAACUUCAUCUCCAGGGAGGCUGCCACAGUCCCUGCGGCAGUCACAAACCUGAGGCUUGACAACAAUGGCAGCUCACGCAGUCUGCUGGCAUCCUGGGUGUCACCUGAAGGAAGUGUGGACUUUUACCAGGUCACCUUAUCGGCUCCAGGAUCACCCACCCAACAGCGCCAUCUACUGCCCAAUAUCACCCGGGUGACAUUUGGGGGUCUGACACCCGGUCGCUGCUAUGAGCUGUUUGUCAGAACCAGAGCUGGAGGUCACAGUUCAGAUUCAACGACUAAAGGGAGGACAGUUCCUGGUCCAGUGAAGUCCCUGUCCAUGUCUCCCGUUGGUGAAGAGAGGACACUGAAGCUCAGCUGGACUCCCCCCUCAGGUGAUUGGGAGAACUACAGCAUUGUACUGAGGAACAGGUCAGUGGUCGUUGUUAACGAGACAACAAAUAAACUGAGCCGACACUUGGAGUUCUCCGGCCUCGACCUGGUUCCAGGACGACUCUACAGGGCAGAGGUCACAGUUCACAGUGGUAUCCUGAAAAACAUCGCAGUCUGCGACGGACGACUGGCGCCGCGUCCUGUGCAGCAGCUGUUGGUGCGUCACGUCGACGACACGACCCUGAGCGUCCUGUGGCGUCGACCAGUUGGUGAGUGGGAUGGUUUCACCGUGCUACUCAGGAGGGUGGAGUCUGCCACCGUGGUGGCUCAGAGGCUCCUCCCCUGGGAGUCGAGAGAAUGCACUUUUAACCUCCUCACCCCGGGACGUUGCUAUGGCGUCACUGUGAUGACCAACAGCGGGAACUUGAGUAGCUCUGCAUCUGUUAUGGCGCAGACUGCUCCAGCUCAGGUGUCCAGGCUGCAUGUCUCUAACCUCGGCACCGUGGACAGUCUUCAGGCUCAGUGGGGACCAGCUGAUGGAGAUCUGGACUCGUAUCAAGUCCUUUUAAUCCACGACAGCAGCGUCAUUAAGAAUGUGAGCGUUGAUGCUAACACCAGCACCAUCAGCUUCCAGUCUCUGAGGCCAGGAGCUCUGUACACGCUGGUGCUGACCAGCGUCCGAGCAGGACACACGUCCAGACAGACGGUCGCUGAGGGACGUACAGUCCCGUCCUCUGUUGCCGAGGUGACGGUCAGUAAUAAUGGACGCAUGGACUUCCUCAGCGUGUCGUGGCGCCCGGCUGCAGGUGAAGUGGAGAGUUAUCUGGUGACCCUGAGGGACCGGGAGAAGGUUCUUCACACUCUGGUCGUUUCUAAGUCCAGCCCAGAGUGUGUGUUUAACUCUCUGGUGUCCGGACGCCUCUACAACAUCUCCAUCUCCACCCGCAGCGGCGUCUACUACAACCACACUUUCAUCCUGGAGAGAACACAACCAUCAAAGGUCCAGAACCCGACAGCGACCCACGCCGCCCGAGACGACUACCUGAAGGUGUACUGGCAUCAUGCGGCCGGAGACUUGGACCUAUACCAGGUCUUCAUCAAACACAACAACGUAUUCCUGCAGAACCAGACGGUGGACAAGUCGCAGAACGAGUGUGUGUUUCACGGUCUGGUGCCCGGCCGACUCUACACCAUCCUGGUGAACACUCAGAGUGGCAAAUAUGAGGCCAGCAUAUCCACGCACGGCAGGACCUUCCCGGCAACAGUCCGGUCCCUGGCUCUGGCUGGGCAGGGCACAGAGGAGCUGAAGGUAACAUGGUGGCCUGCUCCAGGUGAUGUGGAUCACUACGAGGUGCAGCUGCUCUUCAGUGACAUGAAGGUGUUUCCUCCUGUGACUCUGGGCAGCAGCGUGGCCGAGUGUGUCCUGUCUUCAUUGACGCCUGGACGUCUUUACAAGAUACUGGUCUCUACCUUCAGCGGCCCCAACCAGAGGACACUCUUCAUUGAGGGGCGCACAGUUCCGAGCAGAGUGAAGAACAUCCACCUGAGCAGCAGUGAGGAUAGCAGUCUGAAGGUGAGCUGGACGCCAGGAGAGGGCGACGUAGACCAACAUUCUGUGAUUCUGUUCAGAGAUGACCGACAGCUCGACGUCCGACGUGUCCCAAAACACCAGAACCAGGUGACAUUUGGGUCUCUGCAGCCUGGACAGAAGUACAGGGUGACGGUGAUGUCAGUGAGCGGAGAACUGUUCAACAACAACACUGCCUCGGGACGAACAAUUCCUGCCGCAGUGAAGGCGCUGCAGGUGGAGAACCUUCACACUACCUGCAGCCUCCAGGUGAGCUGGCAGGAAGCUGUGGGCGUGGCUGACGGCUACAUUCUGCAGGUGCUAGAUGACAGAGGCACUUUGGUGAUGAAUGCCUCGCAGACACACGGACGCACCAGCUACAGGUUUGACCGCCUCACACCGGGAAGGAAAUACCGAGUCCUGGUCCAGACCGCCAGUGGAGGUGUCUUCAGCACCGGGGUCAGCGCCGAUGCACGGACACGUCCUGCUGUUGUCACUGAUCUGUCCAUUAAGUCCAACACCACCAGCAGCCUGUCUUUCCUCUGGUCUCCACCGGAGGGCGACUUGGACCUGUAUGAAGUCGUCCUGUAUCGCAGCGAUGAGUCGCUGCAGGAGCGACGCCGUCUUCUGGCCAAUGGGCGCCAGUGCACCUUCCAUGGUCUCACACCUGGAAGGGCGUACAAGGUGGUGAUUGUAACUCUGAGCGGUGAGCAGAGCAACCAGACGUUCAUGUGGGCCAGGACAGUACCAGCAGCUGUUCUGUCCCUCAGAGUCGGGACUGGAAACCAGUCCGACUCUCUGCUGGUGACGUGGGAUCGCGGUGUCGGUGACGUGAGCGGCUUCCUGUUGUGUCUUUAUGACCAUGGUGGUGAGCAUCGAGCAGCGGAGCAACUGGGUCCAGAGGUCACUGGGUUUGUCUUCUCGGGUCUGGUCCCAGGACGACUGUAUCGAGCCGAGAUGCUGAGUCUGAGUGGUGAGCUCUGUAACAGAGUCGGCGCCGUGGGUCGGACCGCUCCACGACCUCCAACUUCCAUCCUGUUUGGGGCCGUAACCAACACCUCUUUGGAGAUGACCUGGAACAGUCCUGUAGAUUCCGACUAUGAUAACUUCGACCUUCAGUGGACUCCAGAGGAUCAGCUGUCCAUCAUCAACCCUUACCACAGCCGCACAUCCGGCAGCCGCCUCCUGAGGGGGCUGUUCCCUGGACGACUCUACACCUUCAGUCUCCGCACAGUCAGCGGCACGACAGAACCCGGGACCUGGCUCACAUACAGCACACCAAUCCACUACAGCAUCAGAACCAAGCCAGAGCGAGUCCAGAGCCUCCACUGUCAUCCUCAGAGCUCCACCUCCAUCGCUUGCUCCUGGGCACCUCCAGUGGCCGACUAUGACUCCUACAUCAUAGAUUGUCUCCACAAGGAUUCGUGGACACUGGUCUACUCCCGACGCACUGGGAAAAACGCCACCGCCUACGUUAUCACGGAGCUAGAGCCACAUAAACACUACAGUGUCUCAGUGAAGGUAAUGUCGGACAGGACAACCAGCGAUGAGGCUCAGGACAGCGUGGUCACCAUGAUCGACCGUCCUCCAGUCCCACCCCUCCGCAACAGGGUCAGUCAGAAGGUCGUUGUGGUCACCACUUCCUCCAUCACCUUUAAGUUCAACUGCAGCUGGUUCAGUGACGUCAACGGUGCCAUUAGGUUCUUCACUGUGGUAGUGACCGAGUCAGAAGGUUCUAUUAAUGUGCAGCCAGUGCAGCAGCACCCACUACCUUCCUACCAGGACUACAGAUCCAACAGUUCCAUCAAGUUCUACCAGACCAGCUACUUCACCAGUCACUGUGGACAGGGCCCCGACUCCGCCCAAAGCUUCCAGAUCAGUCUGGGGACGGGGAUGAAGCCACUGGGGGGCACCUGUGAUCCAGAGACCAGCAAAGACCAGAAUCACUUCUGUGACGGGCCACUGAAGCCUAAGACGGCCUACAGACUCAGUGUCCGAGCGUUCACUCAGCUGUUUGGUGAAGACAACAGCGCCACCACUGUCUCUCCUCUGUAUGCCGACACUUACCUGUCACUUCCUGUCAUCACUGAAGCUGAGCCUCUGAAUGGUGUGAUCGAGGGCGUCAGUGCUGGUCUGUUCCUCAUCGCCAUGAUGGUGGGAGUCAUCGCUCUGAUCAUCUGUAAACACAAGGAUCACAAAGUUGUUGAGGAGAGAGCGACCAUUGGGAUGAAUGUAAAGAGAGAGAGAGCACCAUCAGCAGGUCAUCUUGGGGUCAGAGGGCACCGCCACAUCUCCAGUCCUGUUAGGAUCAUGAACUUUGAAUCUCACCUCCUCAAACUUCAGGCUGACUCCAGUUACCUGCUCUCAGAGGAAUACGAGGACCUGAAGGACGUCGGUCGUAAUCAGCCUAUGGACUCUGCGCUGCUGCCAGAGAACCGCGGGAAGAACCGAUACAACAACAUCUUGACCUAUGACUCGACAAGAGUGAAGUUGUCCUACAUAGAUGACGACCCCUGCUCAGAUUAUAUCAAUGCCAGCUACAUCCCGGGUAAUAACUUCCGUCGGGAGUACAUCGCCACUCAGGGACCUCUGCCCGGGACCAAAGACGAAUUCUGGAAGAUGGUGUGGGAGCAGAACGUCCACAACAUUGUGAUGGUCACUCAGUGUGUGGAGAAAGGACGAGUAAAGUGUGAUCAUUAUUGGCCGUUUGACCAGGAUUCUCUGUUCUAUGGAGAUCUGAUCGUCAGGAUGACGUCAGAGUCUGUUUUACCUGAGUGGACGAUACGAGAGUUCAACAUGUGCAGCGAGGAGCAGCUCAGCUUCUCUCGUCUGAUUCGUCAGUUUCACUACACUGUGUGGCCUGAUCAUGGUGUUCCAGAGACGACUCAGUCCCUGAUCCAGUUUGUCAGAACUGUCAGAGACUAUGUCAACAGAAGCCCAGGAUCUGGACCCACCGUGGUCCACUGCAGUGCUGGUGUUGGUCGUACUGGGACCUUCAUUGUUCUGGACCGAGUUCUACAGCAACUCGACACCAAAGAUACAGUGGACAUCUACGGUUCUGUGUUUGACCUGAGACUACACAGAUCACACAUGGUCCAGACUGAGCGUCAAUACUCUUUCCUGCAUCAGUGUGUCAGAGAUGUUCUCAGAGCCAGAAGACUUCUCCACAGUGAGCAGGAGAACUCUCUCUGUAUGGUCUAUGAGAACAUGAAAGUGAGCAGUCAUAGAGAAACACUGAACUCCAGACGUUAAACCUCAACAAGAAAUGACAUCACACAACUGUAUAUACAUACAAACAAAUAUAUAUAUAUGUACGUAUACAUCAUGUGUUCAUCAUAUAAACAGUAAAUAAAUUACAAUUAAAUUAUA
Messenger RNA from Solea solea (common sole), 9570 nucleotides. RefSeq names its product receptor-type tyrosine-protein phosphatase beta-like. The record is from RefSeq and is a predicted model, not a curated record. The coding region runs from base 370 to 9453 and encodes 3027 amino acids. NCBI's taxonomy places the organism in Eukaryota, Metazoa, Chordata, Actinopteri, Pleuronectiformes, Soleidae. The transcript has 33 exons. Gene Ontology annotation, biological process: protein dephosphorylation; angiogenesis. Gene Ontology annotation, molecular function: cadherin binding; protein tyrosine phosphatase activity.